AUGACCAAGAGAUCAUUGAUAACUGACUAUUUCUCACAGGCUAAAGUAGUUGCUAAGAAACCUAAGUCGACAGACACGUCCAAGGUUUAUGAAAAGACCCCAAUAGCAGCUCCAAGCAAAGGAAAUGACAAGACAUUGACGACAAAGAAUAAUCCACUUGUUACCAAUCAAUUCACAACUUUUAAUAAGCAAGAAUGGAUAAACAGUCUAAAGCCCGAGCAAAAAGAGUUGUUACAAUUGGAAAUUGAUACAUUACAUAUCUCGUGGUUGUCGGUGUUAUACAAGGAACUAACCAAACCCUAUUUCCUAAACUUGAAAAAGUUUCUUCACUCGCAACAACAACAGUCGAAAACAAUCUUCCCCAAAGCUCAAGAUAUUUAUUCAUGGUCCAAUUUAACUCCGUUACCCAAUGUCAAAUGCCUCAUACUCGGCCAGGACCCAUACCAUAACCAUAAUCAGGCUCAUGGUUUAGCAUUUUCCGUUUUGGAACCAACAAGACCACCACCUUCAUUAGUCAAUAUAUACAAGACAUUGGCAAUAGAUUUUCCCAAUACUUUUAAAAUACCCGAUUGCAAUGAGUUGGCAAAGCAAGGUAAACCAGGUGGUGGUAAUUUGACGAAAUGGGCGAAACAAGGUGGUGUGUUGAUGCUAAAUGCCGUCUUGACAGUUGAAGCUCACAAGGCAAACAGUCAUGCCAAUAAAGGAUGGGAACAAUUUACUGAACAAGUGAUUAGAGUAGCUUUAGAAUACCAUAAAGAGAGAAACAGUGGGUUUGUGAUUAUGGCAUGGGGAUCUCCGGCGCAAAAGAGGUUAAAGUCUUUCGAGAAGUUGUUAACUAGUAAGAAUAAUGAUUGUCAGUUUUUGGUGUUGAAGACGGUACAUCCAUCUCCCUUGUCUGCACAUCGGGGGUUUUUCGACCUGCAGGUGUUUAAAAAGUGCAAUGAAUGGUUAGAAAAGAAUAAUAAAGAUGUAAUUGACUGGAGUGUGUACUGA
Messenger RNA from Lodderomyces margitis, 993 nucleotides. Its product is annotated as uracil-DNA glycosylase. The record is from RefSeq and is a predicted model, not a curated record. The transcript has a single exon. Gene Ontology annotation, biological process: base-excision repair, AP site formation via deaminated base removal; base-excision repair. Lineage: Eukaryota; Fungi; Ascomycota; Pichiomycetes; Serinales; Debaryomycetaceae. Gene Ontology annotation, cellular component: nucleus; mitochondrion. Gene Ontology annotation, molecular function: uracil DNA N-glycosylase activity. Bases 1 to 993 code for a protein of 330 amino acids.